AUGUGGGUAGUACGUGGGGUUUUGCACGGUUGGCCUACUGCACUGGACCGCCGUCCCUUGCAGUGGGAGAGCCCGGGUUCAGGUUGGUGCGAAAGCGACUAUGAUCCCAACACAGCAGCUCCCUGUGAUACAUACCAGUGCGAACUGCCCAACUGUUUCUGUACGAAGAACGGCACCGAGACACCCGGCAGUCUGGUAUCUAUGCAGACUCCUCAAAUGAUAACGUUGACCUUUCACGGGCCGGUUAACCACGAGAAUUGGGACAUUUACUCCAAGCACCUAUUCACUCCAGACAAGAAGAAUCCGAACGGGUGUCCAGUGAAAGCAACCUUCUUUGUAUCCCACUCUUAUUCGAACUACAGACAUGUGCAGAAACUAUGGAACGACGGACACGAAAUUGCAGUAAAUUCAAUAACAAAUCGUGGCCCUGAAGAGUGGUGGUCAAAAAAUGCAACGGUGGAGGACUGGUUCGAUGAAAUGGUCGGUCAGGCCAAUGUAAUCAACAGGUUCGGGAGAGUACGAAUGGAAGAUUUCAGAGGCCUUCGCGUGCCUUUCCUAGCGGUGGGUUGGAACCGGCAGUUUCUGAUGAUGCAAGAGUUCGGCUUUGUGUACGAUUCUACGGUGGUGGCACCUCUCGUCGAUCCACCCUAUUGGCCAUAUACAUUGGAUUAUAAGAUGCCUCACACAUGCAACGUAAGCAAUCAGCAGUGCCCCACAAGGAGCUACGCAGGUCUUUGGGAAAUGGUCAUCAACCCAUUAACAAACGGCAACAGUACCUGCCCCACCUUGGAUCUUUGUCCCACGAAACUGAACCGUGGGGACGUAUACAAAGUACUAAUAAACAAUUUCAAGAGGCACUACCUUACGAAUAGGGCGCCUUUUGGCAUCCAUCUGAGCUCGACUUGGCUGAGAUCUAAUGAAGACUACCUAAUUGAAUUCAAGAGAUUCAUGACUGAGGUUCUGAGGCUACCAGAUGUCUAUUUUGUUACAAACCACCAAGCCAUUGAAUGGAUCAAGAGGCCAACUCCAGUACUUCAACUGAAAAAUUUUCAUCUGUGGCAGUGUCAAAACCGACAUUUUGUGGAUAGCGAAGUUGCAUGCACCCAGCCAAGGACCUGUAAAUUGUCAUCUAAAGUCCUUGCUCACGACAGAUAUAUGAUAACUUGUACAGAAUGCCCAAAAUCAUACCCCUGGAUAAGAAAUGAAUUUGGUGUAGAGUGA
Molecule: messenger RNA, 1221 nt
Organism: Diatraea saccharalis (sugarcane borer)
Lineage: Eukaryota; Metazoa; Arthropoda; Insecta; Lepidoptera; Crambidae
Source: the annotation of a GenBank genome assembly